CCGCCAAGAUUUCUUCGAGCGAUCCAGUGGACCAUCAUUUUUUCCAUUCUUUAUUCUUUUCUGUCAGCAACUCAACUCACACAAAAACCGAGUCUCCUCAUUGGGAAGGAAGAACCCUCUACACGUACUUGACUACUCUACUAUUAAUAGCGAGCAAACCCAAAAGAUGAUGAUGGAUGAAAGUUCCGGUCGCCGUGGAAUGGACAGAUCGUUGAGGGAGGAAUACGAUGAUGAAGUGGAAAAGAACAAAUUGCUGAGGAACCAACGUGAUGAGGCACAGAAAGUGUACUUGGAUAUGGCAGACCAGCGCCUUGAGGCUCAAACAGCCAUGUUUCAAAUCCUUGACAUCAUUGGCAAGAGUGAAUGGCGCAAAAAGCAGUCAUCAGACAAGCUGACUGAUGAUGCCUGGAAGCUCUCUGAGGACUGCCAAGCAAGGGCCAGAGCCCAAAUGGACAAACUGGAGAUGGCCACAGAUCGGGAUAUGAGGAUCACCAAAGAAGAGAAUGAUGUGGCCAUGAAUGACAUGAGUGCUUCCUCACAGUUGGAAGAUACUACGAACCAGUUUAAUCGCCAGAACAAACAGUUCGUUAGAGAUAUCAAGAAUCGCCAGGCCUACUUGGCUGGUGAAACCAAAACCAAAGAAGAUUUUGUCAAAGCCACCAAGCUGGUUGUUGCCAUGUUGAAAAAAGAGUGCAACGACAAGGAUUUGAUUGCCAAAGUUGAGAAGACUGCAGCGCUCAGCUAAGUUGCGACGACAAUUGACUUCCCUGCGUUGGAGAGGGGGCAGUUUGAAAUUGCUCCCUGGGUCCACGCUUUUAGAUUUUCCCAAGAUUCGUGUUGCAAAGACAAGGAUCACCCGGUCAAGUUUCCUGUUUCCUGGAUACUGAAUUGUUCUUUUUAAAAGGAAAGCUCCUUGUAUUUGGUGUCAAAACCACUUCGUUAGACUAAAAUGGAGCUAUUAUUAGCGCAAUGCACAUUACACAGUG
Seminavis robusta is the source of this 986-nucleotide messenger RNA. The record is from the annotation of a GenBank genome assembly. Lineage: Eukaryota; Bacillariophyta; Bacillariophyceae; Naviculales; Naviculaceae.